Aspergillus japonicus CBS 114.51 is the source of this 1422-nucleotide messenger RNA. Its product is annotated as THUMP domain-containing protein. NCBI's taxonomy places the organism in Eukaryota, Fungi, Ascomycota, Eurotiomycetes, Eurotiales, Aspergillaceae. Gene Ontology annotation, molecular function: RNA binding. The coding region runs from base 179 to 976 and encodes 265 amino acids. The record is from RefSeq and is a predicted model, not a curated record. Gene Ontology annotation, biological process: tRNA modification. The transcript has 6 exons.
UCUAGAAUCUCAUUAUCACGCGUAAUUCUAGCGAUCAAGGCUCGCUUCCGCACUGCUCCUACCUCUAGCAAGGUGAUUGAUUCGUUGGCGGGAGGAAUCCUUCGUGAAACACCGACGACCAUCCAGUGUCAGGCUUCUGCGCAUGGCUGGAAAGGGAAAACGGUCCAUGCCUGAUAACAUGUCGGCUCAGUCGUCUAAGAAACGAAAGGGUGGUGGUGGUGGUGGUGGUCAAUGGCGCAAGCCAGGCAAUAAAGCAGGGAUCGAAGGUGGUGAUUGGGGUGUCUUUGUGAGUUGCGACAUCGGAAAGGAGUCCAAGUGUAUGUCGGAGGCUGUGGAUUUGUUUACACAGAGCAUCGAGGGGUCUGAGAAAGUCAACGACGGAGACAAGUCCGACUCAGAUGAAGAUGACAUCGAGGCGAUGAUCAAAAAGGAAGUCGAAGGGCUGAAGCCCAGCCAAGCCAAGUCUCGUCCGUUCCAAGCAAUCCGAAUGGACUUACCAUGUUUAUCGUUCAUUCGAUUUGACAAGUCCAUUGAUCCAGAGCAAAUGGUACAUCAAUUGUGCCUUGAAGCGCACGCUCAUCCCGAAAAGAAGCGCUCUCGGUACAUUCAGCGCAUGACUCCUGUCAAGUCGGUUCGCAAGACUCUCAGUGUCGAAUUGGAGUCUUUCGCGCGCGAUGUCCUCAAACCUCACUUUCAUUCUGGAGGCCCUCCAAAGAAGUACGCCAUCCGGCCAGUCGUAAGAAGCAACAAAAAGUUCAGCAGGGACACGGUCAUCAAGACAGUUGCUGAUGUCGUUGGCCCUGAACAUCCUGUCGAUCUCAAGAACUAUGAUAUACUCAUCAACGUCAUGGUUAUUCAGAAUGUUAUUGGUAUCGGUGUCGCGGGCAGCGACUAUGAGCAGUUGAAAAAGUACAAUCUGGCGGAACUAUAUACUCCAACUGCUGCAGCGCAGGCUGCUGAGCCUUCCGAAGUCUAGAGCGAGCAUCGUAUCAUAUCAGACAGGUCUGUUGAACGAUCUUCUCCGAAACAUCCCGGACACAUCUCUAGAAAACGAUUUUGGAAGAAACAAAUGACUAUUGCUUGAACUACAAAAAUGCGUCGGCUCUGGCAGGUGAAUCUCAAUAGUUGGGAGAUGCUCGGAAACCGCUGGGAUGUUCCGGACGGAUACAACAACGAAAUCGGACGCCUUACCUGGACUCGUAUUGGACGUAAGCUUAUGUCUCUGGUACGUAGACCAGAAGUCACGGUGAUGAGUGAUGCAUUCAAUACGAGGAGGACGCGUCAGGUCGCAGUGACUGCACUGGUUUGACUGAAUCAUGCUGGCUUAGCUUUCAGGUUGCUUGGGACUGAUCGAGCAAAACAGCUGCGCAUACGUCUUAUCAUCACAGAGCCAACGCUCUCGGAUACAUCGGGAUGUAAUUG